This is a messenger RNA of Colletotrichum aenigma, 3042 nucleotides long. RefSeq names its product ABC transporter atnG (gene atnG-9). Gene Ontology annotation, molecular function: ATP binding; ATP hydrolysis activity; ABC-type transporter activity. The transcript is spliced from 7 exons. The record is from RefSeq and is a predicted model, not a curated record. Gene Ontology annotation, biological process: transmembrane transport. Gene Ontology annotation, cellular component: membrane. Bases 1 to 3042 code for a protein of 1013 amino acids. Lineage: Eukaryota; Fungi; Ascomycota; Sordariomycetes; Glomerellales; Glomerellaceae.
AUGCCUCGUCAGAAUCGGUGGAUGGAAGCUCUCCAGGCGCGAAUCAACCGCACAGUCUCUGUACUUUCGCAGAUCAAGAGCAUCAAAAUGAUAGGGUUAGGCGAACAGUCUGAAAAAGUAUUGGACGCACUUCGUGUUAAAGAGCUACAAUUUGCCAACGGGUUUAGGAUGAUCAUGGUCUUAUCUUUUUGCAUCGCUUUUGCGCCCAUCUUCAUCGUUCCAGUUGUGUGCUUCGCCAUCUAUCUAUCAGCUUCUCCGAAUGGUAGUGGAGACAACACCUUCGACGUUGCCAAAGCCUUUACAUCUCUGUCGUUGGUAGUCAUUUUGACUCAGCCACUUUCAAGUCUUUUCCAGUACGUUCCGAUGUUUGCCGGGGCUGCCAACUGUCUUCAACGUAUCAUUGACUUUAUCCACUCUCCUUCACAUCGUGACCGAAGAGAGGGAAAGUCAGAUGUCACGAGGGAGCGCGGUGGUCGUCGAGAUAAUGCUUCGGGAGCAGAAAAGUCUACAGCUGUAGUGGACAUCGUUGGAAGAAACACUACAACGGGAGACGUUCUGUCCAUCUAUGACGGCGCUUUCGGCUGGAGCGAAAAUCAAUGGGAUCUUCACAACGUCAACAUCAGCAUACCCAAGUCUCAGCUGACAGUAAUUACCGGGCCAGUUGCCAGUGGUAAAUCGACACUUUGCAACGCAUUUCUUGGUGAAGUGCCUUACGUUAAAGGUAUCGUCGAGAUAUCUUCUGGGGCGGGCAUUGGAUUCUGUGACCAAACGCCAUACCUGACCAACACGACCAUCUACGAAAAUAUCAUUGGGGGAAGUGUCGUUGACAACGCUUGGUACAAGACGGUUGUUAGGGCAGUGGACCUGGAGACUGACUUUGAAAGGCUUUCGAGUGGAGACCGCACCUACGUUGGGAACAACGGAGAUGCACUGAGCACAGGACAGAAACAGCGCGUUGCAAUCGCUCGAGCGGUUUACGCAAGAACGCCCCUUAUCAUUCUGGACGACGUCUUCAGCGGGAUGGACAACGUGACCAAGGCCUACAUCUAUGAGCGACUUUUGAGCCCUGGCGGGCUGUUGCGCCACUUAGAGAUGACUGCGAUCUUGGCUUGCUCUGAUCAGGAUAUGUGUCUUGCUGCAGACUUGGUGGUGGACCUUGCACCUGGCGAGCCUCCUGUUUCCAGCCACCCCGGCCGCAGAGAACAGCCCAAGUAUCACCCGAUGGAUGAACGAAAAGAAGACAAUAUUUCAGAUACUGCAGAUUCUCCUGGCACUACAUACACCGAACGUGAUCAGAGCACUGCAACUCCAGCCCCACAGAAACAAGCGUCUAAGACACCCAGUGAUUGGGCAACUUACGGCUACUUCGCCCGAGCUGUGGGAAGCCCGAACACGGCGUUACUAAUAUUCCUCGGUGGAGUAUUCGGAACACUAUACACGUUUCCCUCUGUUUGGUUGAACUGGUGGACUACGGAUCCUACAGCCAGAGACAGUUUCUAUCUUGGCAUCUAUGCCUUACUUCAGGCCACUGGUCUUAUCUGUUGGUUUCUCUUCACUCGCCAUUGCCUGACGACGGUAGUGUCUAGGUCGGGAAAGAAGCUGCACAACAGCCUUCUGUCAACGGUCAUGUCAGCAUCAUUUUCUUACCCCAGCACCAAAGACUCAGGGACCAUCAUCAAUCGAUUCUCUCAGGAUCUUCAGUCGGUCGAUGGCGAACUGCCGGCUGCUCUGCUCAACACGGUAGCAACAACAUUCAUCGCCUUAGCCCAAGUCGCUUUGGUCGCCACCGCAAGUCCGUGGCUGGCGAUUUCAUACCCGCUCCUGGUGUUGGUCUUUUACGGUAUUCAACGGUUCUAUCUUCGAACAUCACAGCAACUUCGGCCCCUCGAUCUUGAACUCAAAAGCCCUCUGUAUACACAUUUCUUAGAUACCUUACGAGGCAUCACCACAGUCCGAGCUUUUGGAUGGUCUCAGCAUUACGUCGAACGCAACCAGCAGCUUCUCGAUGCAUCCCAGCGUCCCAAUUACCUGCUUCAGAUGAUUCAGCAAUGGCUUUCAUUGGUUUUAAACAUGGUGGUCGUGGUCAUAGUCACGCUUCUCGUGACCCUUAGUCUGAAGCUUCGAUCAAGCCUUGGGCUCACUGCAGUUGCUCUGGUCAAUCUGAUGUCUCUUAGUCAGAUGUUGCGAUCGGUUGUGAUUGGGUGGACGCUUAUGGAGACAUCAAUUACUGCAGUUGCACGAAUCAAGGAGUUUGAGCAGACGACACCAAGAGAGAAUGACUCAAACUCGGAUGGAGUCAUCAUUCGCGAACCAGAUUCAGGCAGGAUUGAGUACAAGAACCUGACAGUGUCGUAUGGCCUGAGUAAUGAGAACCUCGCACUCAAAAAUGUCAACUUGGUAAUCGAGGCAGGGCAGAAAGUCGGCAUAUGCGGCCGGAGUGGAAGCGGAAAGUCAUCAUUGGUUGCAUCUCUCUUCCGAUUGCUGGAUGUUCGACGAGGGAAGAUUAUCAUCGAUACAAACGACAUCAAGGAUUAUUCCUUAUCGACCCUUCGAUCAAGCAUCAACGCCAUUCCGCAAGAUCCCUUCGUCACCGGUGGAACAUUCCGCGAGGUUCUUGAUCCUUAUGGAGCAUCGCCAGAUCAUGCAAUUGAAGAAGCCCUCCGCAAGAUAAAGCUAAUCGAACACGUGCAAGACCAUGGAGGCCUCGGAGGUAGUGUGAAGCCUGAGUCACUCAGUCAGGGGCAAAAGCAGCUGCUAUCUCUCGCAAGAGCCAUCCUGAGGCGUUGCAGGAUCGUCGUUCUGGACGAAGUCACCAGCAGCUUGGACCUAGAGACGGAGCAGCUCAUAUGGGGCGUUUUGCAGGAAGAAUUCAGGGGAUGCACCAUCAUUGCUAUUGCGCACAGACUCGAAACAAUUGUUGGCUUCGAUCGGGUUGCUGUCAUGGACGAGGGGAACAUCAUUGAAUUCGACGAUCCUCGUGUCUUGUUGGAGGAUGCUAACUCGGCUUUUUCCAAGAUGCGUAGAACGGGCAAAGCACACUAA